UAGAUCCAUUAGCAAUGAGUCAGCAGCAUCUCACUACACCGAUGCUCUGUCCAGUUUCGAAGAUGACGACGAUGAGAUAUUUGAUGGAGAUUAUAUUUGCGAUGUUCCCUUUAUUCCAAGUGACGAACAUAUUGAAGCGUCCAUGAAUCCCCAGUUAUUCCGUGAUAUGGAGAGUUUGAUAUUUCUCUACGGAGAAAAAUCUAUUAGUUACCGAUUGUUUGAAUCAAUUGACGAAAUUGACGUUGAAUUGCACAUUCCAAUGGGAUUUCUUGAUGAGGUUACUGCAGAUGCGUGGAAAGUUUUGAGGACAGAGCCGUUGGUAACACGGCUGCAUUUGUCAUUAUCACGAUACCUGGAGUCGUCAAAUCCACCUAAAGUUGAAGUAUUUCAACCAUCUAAGAAAGAGGGUUUUGGGUUCGGAAGUCAAGUGCGUAAAUUUCUUGAGAACUUUUUGUCGUCUGAAUGGCCUCAUUUGCAAAGAGACUAUCAGGAGCAUCUGAAGUUAGAAAAAAUGCGAAAGUCACAAAGCGCUCCGGAAAACAUCAAAGCUGAAGCAUCAAUGACGGACACUAUUUCUGAAAUUGUUCAGGAUGCAGCCAUUGCCCAGCUUGUAAGUAUGGGUUUCGAACCUGAUUUAGCAAGGAAUGCGUUAAUCAUUACACAUGGAAAUAUUGAUGAAGCGUCCAAAUUGAUUCUUGAAAAUCCAAUUAAAUGUGCGGAAGGGAAUGUUGAAACCUUUGAGAAUGUUAGUGCUGAAGCAGUACCCUCCAAGUCAGAAUCCUCAUCUUCUAUGGAUAGUAAAAAGCAGAAACCUUUUAGGUCAAUAUCACAAUUGUCUGAGGAUGAGAAUGUUUUUCAGUUUGGAGAAAUGGAUUUAUUUAAUGAUGAAUUAUUCAAAGGCACAAAGACUGAUAAGGCAAAAGAAAAACCAGAAAAGAAUGCAAGAACUGGUUUGAAGAGACAAUUGUCGCAUCCCACAAUUUUAAAUAAAUUGAAACGUAUGCUACCAGGUCUGUCACGCACAACCAGUGUUAUGCCUGAACAUAGCACUUCCCGUUUUAUUGAGGAUUUGAAUUUAAUGCCUUUGUCUACAUUGGACGGGAAAAAUGCCAAAGUUGUUCCGAGUAUUGCUGAUGGAUUCUUGAUUCAAGUUUUCAGAUAUGUGCGACAAAGAAUUCCAACAAUGAACGAGUAUUGCGUAAUCUGUGAUGCCCAACAUGUAUUUCAAAAUGGUGCAAUGUUAAAACCAGCUGUUUGUAGCAGAGAACUCUGCGUGUUCGCAUUCCAGACUUUAGGUGUUAUGGCAGAUGCUGCAGAAGACAUUGCAACAGGUGCAGAAGUUGUUGAUUUGCUGAUUAAUAUGACGCGUGCAGCGGCCCUUUCAAGUCGUAAUCAGAUUAUAUUCGACCCUUUUCCAACGGUUGUCGAUCCUGACAACCCAUGUAAUUUAUUGUUUACACCAAAGAAUCGUGACUAUAACUUAAUUAAAAAGGUGAUACAAGAAAUGCCCAGCAUGUCGGAUAUGGCAUGUAUGACGUCGUCACUAAAACAGCAGUUGGAUCAGAGUAACCGAAGUGUAUAUCCCUUAAUACAAUGGAUUAUAACUAGUAACAGAUCGCAUAUAGUGAAGUUACCACCAGAGAGACGGCUAGAAUUCAUGCAUACACCACACCAGUUCUUACUUCUAUCAAGCCCCCCAGCAAAGGAGGCAGCCUUUCAAGAAGCCAAGAAAAAGCAUGGAAGUACAUUUGCCUUUCAUGGAUCCAGUAUAGAAAACUGGCAUUCCAUAAUCAGACAAGGUCUCAUGAAUGCGUCUGGUACAAAGUUGCAAGUGAAUGGUGCUGCUUAUGGUAAAGGGAUCUACCUAAGUCCACAUAUUUCUACAUCAAUGGGGUAUUCCAGGAUGGGUUAUGGCUCACACAGCGUGAACAAAAACAAGCCCAAGUCAGAUACAAAGACUCGAUUCUUAACUUCUAGCAAUAUUACAUGUAUUGCCAUAUGUGAGGUGAUCACAUCUCCAUUGAAGAAGAACAAUUCAAUAUGGGUAUGUCCUGAACCGGACAACGUGUGUACACGAUUUUUCUUUGUGUACGAAGAUGGCCAAGUCGGAGAUUCAUCCAUUGACACACAGAACAGUAAAUUCUUGACACAAAUUCAGGAAGCAUGUGGAUAUAAAGUGUGACUUUUUCGAAAAAGUUUUGAUUCAAAAUUUAACCCUUACUCAGCCUGACAUUUUAUUACAUAUUUUUCUGGAAAAUAUCUAACAGUGAAUUUUUUUUUUUCAAUUUUCGAAACAAUCUGUGGCUUUAUGGAGGGGAAAAUAUAGCGCGAAAACUCAGAAAAGGGGCAUACAUUGUUGCAUAUUCCAACAACUGAAAAUGAAAUUUACUCAAACAUUUUAUAAGAUUUUCUAAUUUCAAUUCUAUUUAGCAUGCAUGGUACAAAGCAGAGGCAUUUCUAUAGGGACAGCUUUCUGUCUUCUAGCUGAUAUAAGUCAACUGCUGUUAAGUUAUUGUCCUAGUGAAGCAUGUGCACAUGGCAUUUUUGGGGAAAAUAAAAGCA
This is a messenger RNA of Ruditapes philippinarum (Manila clam), 2562 nucleotides long. Its product is annotated as protein mono-ADP-ribosyltransferase PARP6-like. Gene Ontology annotation, biological process: endoplasmic reticulum unfolded protein response. NCBI's taxonomy places the organism in Eukaryota, Metazoa, Mollusca, Bivalvia, Venerida, Veneridae. The record is from RefSeq and is a predicted model, not a curated record. Gene Ontology annotation, cellular component: intracellular anatomical structure; endoplasmic reticulum tubular network; nuclear envelope. Gene Ontology annotation, molecular function: protein serine/threonine kinase activator activity; kinase binding; NAD+ poly-ADP-ribosyltransferase activity.